Messenger RNA from Aspergillus candidus, 2770 nucleotides. RefSeq lists its product as uncharacterized. The record is from RefSeq and is a predicted model, not a curated record. Bases 258 to 2204 code for a protein of 648 amino acids. NCBI's taxonomy places the organism in Eukaryota, Fungi, Ascomycota, Eurotiomycetes, Eurotiales, Aspergillaceae. The transcript has a single exon.
AGGAACAGGUAAUAAGAAAGAAAGAAAAAAGAGAACGAAAAAGAAAAGAAAAAAACCCUCGAUUGACUCACUCGGAUGAAGCAGCAGCAGUGGCUGCUGUAAGUCCCCAUCGAUCCCAUCUCCGAAGCCUGUUGGGGCAUCCACGUUUCACGUCAUCCACUCUGUGCCCGGCCCAAUCCAGCCACUCCCUUCCCCUCUCUCCCCCCUUUAGGGACCCAACUGGGCCUUGGCCCCCCCCCCUCCCUGCUGAAAAAGUCAUGUCGAGAAAAGUCCCUCGCGCCGCUUUUGUUGAGGAAUACGACGAGGACGCUCGUGUUAUCAUUCCUGACACUCGUCAAGUCGCCAACAAGAACGAUCUGGGAUUACCUCCCGAGCCUCUGCUCGACGUUGCCAGCGAUUCCGGCUAUUCCAGUCGCACCGCCGCCACCGUCAACAGCUCCCAAUCCACCCCAUCAAGUCAGAAGCCUCCGGGCCCUCUUAAAGUCGACACCACCCCCAAGAGGGCCGACCUAGAUCGAGUUCGUUCCACCCGCAAAGACCGGGCAAAGGAAAAGGAACGGACGGCUCGCCCCGCGCGUGAUGACAGUAUGCAGGUCGGCUCCUAUCCCAGUGCCAGCCAUCACCACGCCGCCCCGAUGACCCGGUCGCCGUCUCGCUCCCGCCGACGCGAGACGGCCCAGGUGCGGCACUACCCGGGCACCUGCUGGGAGUGCGACCAGGGCCUGUACCACGGGUCGCCCGCGGCUGAUCCGAAACCGAUGGACUACGGCUACUACAUGUCCCAACCGUCUACCCCGUCGGUCGCAGACUACCCCUCCGCGUCCAGGAACACGCAGCGGUAUGCCGGUCCGGUCAUCCAAGACGUCAACGUCUCCCGCAGCAACCGUCCGCACGGCCGCGGCAACCGCUCCAGCUCCUACCAAGGCCCGGACCGGCCGAUGAGUUUCCACGGGAUGAUGCCGGGCAUGGGCGGUGGGAUGAUGUAUCACCCGCAACUGGGUCGUUACGAACACGGACCUCCGCUCUCCUCCUCCGCCUAUGCCCACACGCCGGCGUAUGCCUCCUCGCCCUAUGGUCCGCAACCGCAACCCCAGCCUCAACCCCAAGCCCAGCCCCAGCUCCCCUACUAUGGCCCAGAAUACCACCAGCCACAGGAGCAUCUCCGGGAGCGGUCCAUGUCCCGGACGCGGGACCAGAAGCGUAACCGCCGGGCGUCCGUGUACGGGGCCCCCACGGCCGACUACGACUACUUCGCACCCUCCUUCGAUGACGACGACGCGUUGGAGCCACCGCCCCCUCGCGAGAGCCGGCAGCGGAUGCCCUCCCACUCGAACCACGACCGCGGCGACGACUACAACCGCAUGCCCCCGCCGCCCCUCAAGCACCAGUCCCGGCCCCAGAUCAUCCAAAAGCGGCCCGAUCUCCCCCGCAAGGCGGCCACCAGCUCCUCGGUCUCGUCCGAGGACCAUCCGUCGCGGGGGGGCAUCGACCUGUCGGAUCUCCGGGACACCCUUCCCGAGUACGGAUACCGUCAGUCCUCUGGGGAAACCGUGAUCCCCGAGCGCCGAGGCAGUCGCCGCGACAGCCGACGCUCGCAGUCCUACCAUGAUCCGAUCCGCCCGUCUCGCCGCAUUGUCGAGAACAAUCGCCGUCGGCAGCCGAGUCCCAUCUAUGACUACGACCUCGGCAGUGACGAGGAUGACAUUGAUGAGAAGCAGCGGGAGGCAGAGGAAUAUCAGGCGACCCGGUCGGUCAAGUCGGCGGCUCCCGUGCCAUUGACCUCGGAUGCGUUGCUGAAAGCCAAGUCCUCGCAUGGGGCGCACCCGACCGCCAGCGACAGCGGCAGCCAGAAGAGCCGGUCGAACAGCAGCCGCGGCAGCGAUGCGCGCACGCAGAACGGCAGCGGCGUGGGAUCCAAGGCCGAGGAGGACAACAACAUCGUCAUGACGAUGAACGGCGUGACCAUGAGCUUUACGCAGGAGUCGGUCGGGGGAAAGCGGAUCAGUGUCCGGGCCGGGGAGACGGGCGCCUUAGAACUGAAUAUCGAAGGCAAGCGGCCCAAGAAGUACCUGACGGGGGGGUCAGACUAUACGGGGACGGUGGCGCGACGCGAGGCGGACGGGGUACGACGUCCCCGGGGCGACCGCCGGUCCGACCGAGCCAGUCGACGAUCCAGCCAGUCCGUGUAUAGCGGACGGUUCUAGACUCUCCAACGCCAACGAUCUAUUGCAAAAGUUUUGGAUUUCGGGUGGGCUUUCUUUUAAACAAUCAAAAGUUGAUUCGGGAGAAGAAAGAAAAGAAAAGAAAACCCCAAAAGCUGUUCAGAAGAAGGGACUCCUUGGAAAAUGAGAAAAGGAAAGACAUCAUUUAUGGGCGGCAUUUUCGGUUUGAUUUAUUUCGGGUGUUGGAUAUAAAAGAGAAGGGGCGGGUUCUACGGCUCUGACCGAUCACGUUCCAUCAUGGCGACAUGAUUGUACGAUUCUGAUGACCUGCAUUACGGUGUUCUUUUGGUUUUACUGUUGUCUGCAUGCGUUGUACAGUUUGGCCUGCUACGCUGUGUUCUGCCAUGUUAUGCUAUGCUGUUAUGUUGUUAUGCUUAUGCUUGUUUAUGCUGUGAUGUUGCGUCUGCUUGGUUGGAAAUGAAAAGGCAGUGGUCACGACAGAGGUAUACCCCUUGGAUUAUUGAUUUAUUUGUGGUUUGAUCUUGUCUUGCGAUGUCACUCGUUGAUCCAAAUACAUACUUUGAACGUUGAGUUGAGAGUAGUCAGAA